This is a messenger RNA of Zygotorulaspora mrakii, 1548 nucleotides long. RefSeq names its product Sif2p (gene SIF2). Gene Ontology annotation, molecular function: transcription corepressor activity; protein binding. Lineage: Eukaryota; Fungi; Ascomycota; Saccharomycetes; Saccharomycetales; Saccharomycetaceae. The transcript has a single exon. Gene Ontology annotation, biological process: regulation of transcription by RNA polymerase II. The coding region runs from base 1 to 1548 and encodes 515 amino acids. Gene Ontology annotation, cellular component: Set3 complex. The record is from RefSeq and is a predicted model, not a curated record.
AUGAGUAUUACUAGUGAAGAGCUAAAUUAUUUGAUAUGGCGGUAUCUUCAAGAGACCGGUAACGAGGUUAGUGCAUUGGCACUGCAGGAUGAUACUCGAGUAUUGGAAUUUGACCGAAAAUACAAGCAGCACAUACCACUUGGAACAUUGGUAAAUCUCGUUCAGAAAGGUAUACUUUUUUGUGAGUGCGAGUUGCUGGUGGACUCAACUGGCAAGCUUCGAGAUGUGGAUGAGACACACUAUGCGAGUAUUUUUAAUCUUGCGCAAGCACUAGAAAUUGACAAGGCAACUUGCCCAGAGGUGGUGGCUAAAGGCAGAUUUUCACUGGAGAAUGAUUAUGAGAGUUUGGAAGAUGAGAAAAAAGAGAAAGAAAAAGAAGUUGUGUAUAGUGUCGCACCAGAUAAAGAUAGCAAUACGAGGAGCAAAAGUCCCCCGCUUUUCAUCAAGACCUUGAAAGAAGAGAAAAAACUUGGUAAGAUAGUUCUCUCAAGUUGGAAUCCUCACUUUCCGGAGCUGUUAGCAGUUGGAGGACAGGAUUCAUUGGCCAGGAUCAUACACUACAAUUCUGAAAAAGCGACUGUCGAGAAGUCGUUAGAAUUGAGACACCCUUUUGCAUUUAAUUCAUCUAGCGGUAUAACAACAAACCAAGUUACCUGCUUAGCAUGGUCGCCAGAUGGGAAGAAAAUCGUCACUGGAGUGGAAAACGGUGAACUGAGGCUAUGGAAUGCCGAAGGACACCUACAAAAUGUUUUCAGCUUCCAUAGGUCACCCAUUGUAUCCAUUAAAUGGAACGAGGACGAUUCACAUUUUCUCACAUCAGAUGUUGAUAACGUUGCAAUCUUAUGGAACGUAAUAACUGGCACAGCUCUACAGAAUUUUGAAUUGAAAGAAAAUGCAGCAGAUUCUGACUCUUUGGGCGUUGAUUUGGAAUGGGUAGAAAAGGAUAAAUUUGUCUUGCCAGGGAUCCAAGGUUCACUGAUAGUAUAUCAAAUUGGAGAGAGGAAACCUAUCGGUAAACUAAUUGGUCAUCAAGGUCCAAUAGGUAUUCUAAAAUUCAAUCGAAACAAAAAGCUAUUAUUAAGCGCUUCGGAUGAUUUUACCUUGAGAGUUUGGCGAGGAGGCAGCAGUAACCCGAGCAAUUGUUUUUAUGGCCAUUCACAAACCAUCGUUUCAGCUUGUUGGCUUGAUGACGAUAAGAUAAUAUCUUCUUCGAUGGAUGGAUCGAUCCGUCUAUGGUCGUUAUCAAAAAAUACUUUAAUUGCUGUUACCAUCGCUGAUGGAGUGCCUAUUCUCUCAGCGGAAUUAUCUAGUGACAAAAAAAAAUAUUCUGCAGGCUUCAUAGAUGGGCAUCUGAUAGUCUAUGAUGUUGAGGCGCUGCUUGAGAAGCUUGGAAACGAUAGUCCAAUAUCUCCCAUCACAUUUCCUGUUUAUGGUAGCUACCAAAGUCCGAAAGAGCGAGAUUGCAUCUUUAAUCUCUCAUGGAAUUAUGCUAGUGACAAGGUGGUCGUGGCUUAUUCCAUUGAGGAGGGAUCUAUAAUAUCUAUGUAA